Messenger RNA from Jaculus jaculus (lesser Egyptian jerboa), 3481 nucleotides. RefSeq names its product neuropilin and tolloid like 2 (gene Neto2). The record is from RefSeq and is a predicted model, not a curated record. NCBI's taxonomy places the organism in Eukaryota, Metazoa, Chordata, Mammalia, Rodentia, Dipodidae. Bases 249 to 1826 code for a protein of 525 amino acids. Gene Ontology annotation, molecular function: protein binding. The transcript has 9 exons.
CCCGGGUCUCGCGGGCGGUCUUGUGGACGCGUCUCACGGGGCAGCAGGCGGCGGCCGUCGGGGAGAGAGAGAGAGAGAGAGAGCGAGGCUUCCCGGGCAUGGCGGGUCGCAGGACCUGACACGGGCCAGUCGCCCGUGCUUGGAGAUGGGGACGGAGCUGCGGGACCGCCGCGCCGGCCCGUGACUGCCGCCCGGGACCGCCGUCCCCGCCGCCUGCGCUCCUCGCGAGGAGCCGACCCUCGGGGACCAUGGCCCUGGAGCAGCUCUGCCCGGUUCUCAAAGUUUUGUUAAUAACAAUACUCGUGGUGGAAGGGAUCGCCGUGGCCCAAAAAACCCAAGAUGGACAAAAUAUUGGAAUCAAGCACAUUCCUGCAACCCAGUGUGGCAUGUGGGUUCGAACAAGCAACGGAGGUCAUUUUGCUUCACCGAAUUAUCCUGACUCAUAUCCACCAAACAAGGAGUGUAUCUAUAUUUUGGAAGCUGCUCCGCGUCAAAGAAUAGAACUGACCUUUGAUGAGCAUUAUUAUAUAGAACCAUCAUUUGAAUGUCGGUUUGAUCACUUAGAAGUUCGAGAUGGGCCAUUUGGUUUCUCUCCUCUUAUAAAUCGUUACUGUGGCAUGAAAAGCCCACCAUUAAUUAGGUCAACAGGGAGAUUCAUGUGGAUUAAAUUUAGUUCUGAUGAAGAACUUGAAGGACUGGGAUUUCGAGCAAAAUACUCAUUUAUUCCAGAUCCAGACUUUACUUACCUUGGAGGUAUUUUAAAUCCCAUUCCAGACUGCCAGUUUGAGCUCUCAGGAGCUGAUGGAAUAAUACGCUCUAGUCAGGUGGAACAAGAAGAAAAAACAAAGCCUGGCCAAGCAGUUGAUUGUAUAUGGACAAUUAAAGCCACUCCAAAAGCUAAGAUUUAUUUGCGGUUCCUAGAUUACCAAAUGGAGCACUCAAAUGAAUGCAAGAGAAACUUUGUUGCCGUUUAUGAUGGAAGCAGCGCUAUUGAAAAUUUGAAGGCCAAAUUUUGCAGCACUGUGGCCAAUGAUGUAAUGCUUAAAACAGGAGUUGGAGUGAUACGGAUGUGGGCAGAUGAAGGUAGUCGGCUUAGCCGGUUUAGAAUGCUCUUCACUUCUUUUGUGGAACCUCCUUGUACAAGCAGCACUUUCUUCUGCCAUAGCAACAUGUGCAUCAAUAAUUCUUUAGUUUGUAAUGGUGUUCAAAACUGUGCAUACCCCUGGGAUGAAAAUCACUGUAAAGAAAAGAAAAGGGCUGGAUUGUUUGAGCAAAUCACUAAAACUCAUGGAACCAUCAUUGGCAUCACAUCAGGGAUUGUCUUUGUUCUUCUCAUUAUUUCUAUUUUAGUACAAGUGAAGCAGCCCCGGAAAAAGGUCAUGGCUUGCAAAACUGCUUUUAAUAAAACGGGGUUCCAAGAGGUGUUUGAUCCUCCUCAUUAUGAACUGUUUUCACUAAGAGACAAAGAGAUUUCUGCAGACCUGGCAGACUUGUCAGAAGAACUGGACAGCUACCAGAAGAUGCGGCGCUCCUCCACAGCUUCCCGGUGCAUUCAUGACCAUCACUGUGGAUCUCAAGCAUCCAGUGUCAAACAAAGCAGAACCAACCUCAGUUCCAUGGAACUUCCUUUUCGAAAUGAUUUUGCACAACCACAGCCAAUGAAAACAUUUAAUAGCACCUUCAAAAAAAGUAGUUACACUUUCAAACAGGGGCACGAGUGCGCUGAGCAGGCCCUAGAAGACAGAGUAAUGGAAGAGAUUCCCUGUGAGAUUUAUGUCAGAGGGCGAGAUGACUCUGCACAAGCAUCCAUAUCCAUUGACUUUUAAUCGUUCACUGACAGCAGCAUUAAUGAGUCUGCGUGUGUGUGUAGCCUGCACAGCACCUAUCUCAACAGACAAUCCUGUUCCCUUGUUAAAAGUAGGAAGACCUUCAUGACCUAUCAUAAUUGUGACAUUUUUAUUAUCUCAGGCAGUCUAUAUUCAUUAAGCCAACCAUGAAACUUAAUGUAUUCACUGGGAAAAAAAUUAUCCUCAUCUGUUGCUUAGUGUCAUAUCCACAGAGCACCAGCAGAUGAGUAAGCAGCAGCUGGAGGGAAGUGGUUGUGUGGAGCCCGGCUCAGCUGCCUGGCGGCAUCUCCUACAGGAUACUGCUCUUGCUGCUGCAGCCUUGUCAAUGUUUUGAUCCCACAGUAAACUUAGAAGUAAGAUUUUUUUCUUUACAUUCUUUUUGUCUUUUCUUUAAAUAUGCUUUAUUUUCAUAUACAUUCACCAUUUCAGUUUUCUACAUAAGUACCUCUGACUCCAGCAUAGGCAUUUGUUCUUACAUGAACAAAAGGAUAGCUAGUUACUCUGAUAGGGUGCCUCAGACUCACGACCCAUUUCUUCCUAAUUUCUGUGCUACCAUCUUUAAUCACUGGGUCUUUAGUCCUUAUUUUCUGUGAGAAGUAUUCAAUGAUAUGAUUGAUUACCUUUAAGUCAUAUUCUGUCUUAGUUAUAGUAGAAAAUGUCAUAAUCCUGGAAUAUAUUGCCAGUUGUUAGUCAUGACUAAAACUUUGAGAAAGAUGAAAAUGUGUAGCUAGCAAGCCUUUGAAGCUUUCCACAUUUGGUCACAUUCAGUGACAACCCAUUCAUUUCAGUAAUCAGUCACUGAAUUCAUCUAUGGGUGGGCCUGUGUAACUCAUUUGACUUAUAAUGGUUCUUAGACCUGUGUUCCCUUUUUUUUUUUUUUCCAACAUGAUUGCUCCCUUUGUAUCGGCUUAUCAUUUGACAUAUGGUAACCAAGGUUGGGUGAGAAUUAAACAAAAUUCCCUGAGAGACUUAUAAGCCUUUGGAUUGUUUCUGCUUAAAACAGUGCAUUUUUUUUAGCUCUUAGAAAGAAUAACAAUUUUAAACUGCACAUUUGACCUUAUGUUUUUUAUGGUAUACAAAAUAAUUUAUAAACAUGAUAUCAAAACUUCUGUUUUUUUAGAUUUUUGAUAUUAUUUGAUACUGUACAAACUUUAUUAAAUCAAGAUUUAAGACCUACAAGACAGAUUUCUUUGAAUGUUCACAUUAGCUGUGAUAGGACUGUACAUUAUAAUUUAUUAUAAAUACUUUGACAAUAUGUACAUAAGCUUUUUUUUGGUACUAUAUUUAGUUGAUGAUAAAUUUUUCACUAUGUGGUAUUUAUUACUCUAAAUCACUACUGAAAUCUUUCAUUGAAUAUACAUUGCUACAUAAUUCUUCAAAUAUGUUAUUUAUAGCACCAGGAUUUUGGACAUGUAUGGAAAGAAAUCCAUAUAUUUAAUUAUCAUUAAUACAGAUACACUAUGUAAAAGAGGUUAAUUCUCAUUUUCUAUAUUUGUUGUACUAAAUUCCCAAUGAAAUGAGAAGUUGAAGUUUCACUGGAUUUUACUAAUUCUUUGAAAUAUUAUAAAGAUAUGAUCUCUCAAGUUAGUGAAAACUAUGACCAUAAAUGUGAUAUAAAAUACUGUCUCAAAGUA